This is a messenger RNA of Capronia coronata CBS 617.96, 2655 nucleotides long. RefSeq lists its product as uncharacterized. Gene Ontology annotation, cellular component: nuclear origin of replication recognition complex; nucleus. Gene Ontology annotation, biological process: DNA replication initiation; DNA replication. NCBI's taxonomy places the organism in Eukaryota, Fungi, Ascomycota, Eurotiomycetes, Chaetothyriales, Herpotrichiellaceae. The coding region runs from base 1 to 2655 and encodes 884 amino acids. The record is from RefSeq and is a predicted model, not a curated record. Gene Ontology annotation, molecular function: DNA replication origin binding. The transcript has 2 exons.
AUGGAUUCCUUAGACCCCUCCCCUCGUGCGUCCAAACGUAGACGGACAGGAACCUAUGCAACUAGACGGACGACAUUGAACUCAAUCCCAGCGGACCAGACCGAGGACUCGACGAGGACUACUCAGAAUCAAGAACAUGAAGGAGAGAAUGAUACACUGGUCGCUCCGACUGCCACCACGGAGGGACGCAAUGAGAACGAUGGCAGCGGAGGCCUCGAAACGUCUGUUGAACCGCAACUACCAGUGCUAGAAAAUCAGGAAGCGGACGAUUCGACCAACAGUAUCCCAUCUCGACGGAUAUCAAGAAAAAUAAGAACAUCGGAUCGUCCACCGCAUGAUGUGAACAAUGGUGGACUAUCCAAGAGUACAGCAAACACUCGGAAGAGGCGCAGUGCGCCGGAAACAUAUGUCGGUGCAACCCAACACCUGGGACGGACCUCCGAUCUUGCUGAAGUCGAAGACAAGGACGGGGUCGGUGAGAUGGAGGAUGAAACACCCACGAAAGGAAUAGUGGACGCCGAAAGCGAAGGCCAACCUCGUUCCAGCGGACGCGCAAGACGACCUCCUCAACGAUUCUCAUCUCCGCAAGCGUCCAAGGAAGUCUCGGGGUCCAGGAAGCAAUCGUCACAGAGUGUGCGAGCGAAAGCCAAGCCCAUUGCAGCCUCUGGAGUGGACAAUGUCGGAGGUGACGUUGGCUCGCCUCAGCCUAAGGGAAUCCUUACACCCUCGAGACGUGGGCGCGACAAGAGGACUGGGCCUCGCAAAUCCGUGGCAUUUGAACAAGACGAGAGGCGCAUCGGGGAACAAUUCGGAUUCAAGGACAUUGACAGCUCGACAAAGCCGACGAGGAAAGGCAAGGCUACAUCCGUCGCGAAACAGAUGCUAUCUGACAGACCAGGAAAGGGCGAAGGAUCAGACGCUGCAUCACGAGGUAUCGCAGCAGGACACGAGGUUGAGGACGGCGACAACAGAGACCUCGACAACCAAGAAGAAGAAGGCAGCAAAGGGGAAGGCGAUGCCGAAGAGGAUUACGAUGAGACGACGUUCGACACGGAGCCAGACGUGACUGAAGUUCUUGCUCCCCCUACAGGCUCAGCGAUUCAAUUAGACGUGGACACGCAAAAAUCGUUCGAGCAACUCGACAAUAUCAAUGUCGCCAACAUCAAGAUGGACAUCUUGCAACGAAUGAACAACCACACCCUCUGCCCCAUAUCACAUCUACAGUCACAAUACAGCACUCUGCACUCGCUACUCAGCGCAACAGUCACUGCCGGCGAAUCCAAUUCUCUUCUCCUGCUCGGCUCCCGAGGCAGCGGAAAAUCCCUGCUCAUUUCGCACGCCAUUGGCGACUUGAGAAGAUCCCACCACGAAGAGUUUCACGUCGUCCGGCUGAAUGGCUUCUUUCAGACCGACGAUAAAUUGGCUCUCCGCGAGAUCUGGCGGCAACUGGGUCGCGAGAUGGCUGUGCCUGAAGCCGAGACGGGCGAAGUCUCCAGCUACGCCGACACCAUGGCAAGUCUGCUGAGUCUCCUCUCGCACCCGGAAGAGUUUGCCGAUCCCGACACCAUGAUGCUUGAUGUAGACGACAACAACGACACUACCACUUCCACAGUCAAUGGUCGCGGGCAGCUAGGGAACAGAACAGCUACAAGUGUUAUUUUCAUCCUUGACGAGUUUGACCUCUUCACCACACAUCCGCGCCAGACGCUGCUGUACAACUUAUUCGAUAUUGCCCAGGCUAAGAAAGCCCCCAUCGCGGUCAUCGGAAGCUCUUGUCGUAUGGACGUCGUCGACUGUCUGGAAAAACGUGUCAAAAGCCGCUUCAGCCAUCGCUGGCUUCAUAUCCCAACUGCGAAGAGUUUUGGUGCGUUCGAAGACACCGUUGCAAGCAUUCUGUCUCUCCCUGUCGAGGGGAAAGAGGCUGUCGGCCUGCCAGGGGUCCAGCUCGAGUGGAGGACAAGGUGGAACCAAGCCAUCAAGAAUCGUCUCAUCCAUGCGCCGAUAUACCAGGCUUUGCUGAAGAAGACCUUCUACAGCACCAAAUCCAUUCCGGACGUCCUUGCAGCUCUGUAUAUCCCCAUCGCAAUGCUCACCGUAUCCGAGAGCGAAGAACCCCAAGUCAGCGAUCAGCAGACUUCGAAUAUCCCAGUUCCGGGCUUCAUCAAGGACAUAUCAUCAUUGUCCUCUCCGACGUCAUUAUUGGAACUGCUGCCGCACUUACCUACACUGCAUCUCACCCUGCUUAUCUGCGCCGCUCGUCUUGAGACCAUCCAUGAACUCUCGGCGCUGAACUUCGCCCUCGUUCACUCCCACUACGCCGAGCUUCUCGCGCGAUCGAGGAUGCAUCGCUCCGUCUUGUCUUCGCUGACGAAGGGUGGUGCCGUCACUGGCGCCGCUCAUAGGUCCUGGGGCAAGGACACUGUGCGUGCGGCCUGGGAGGAGCUGAUUCAGUGGGAACUCCUCGUCCCGCUCUCUGGUCUGAGCGGUGGGGUUCCGGGUGGCAGAUUGGGCGAUGAAGGUUUGGGCGGUGAUGGAGUUGCAGCCAGGAUGUUCCGAGUCGAUGUCACGCUUGACGAGGUCGCAUGGGCUGUCAAAGAAAAACUGGGAAACGUAGGCAUUGGAGAAGUGCUGGAAAAGUGGUGCAAAGAAAUGUAA